AAAAAUGCCGAUCCACAGACUCCCGAUCCAGUUUUAAAAAAAAGUCCGGUCCGUGUUUUCCAGCGCACCGAUUUAAAUAAUCCAUUCCACUUUUUUCUGUGUUGUUCCCUAAUAUCCGCUCCGCAUUUUCCAGCACACCAACACACGAGCGCAUCUCCUAACCCACAGGUGCAUAGACAUAAUAAUAAUAAUAUUAUGUCUAUGCACAGGUGUCCUAACCAUUAAGACGGCCAUUUGAAGUUACCGGUAAAGAUGUCGGCUGUGUGGGAUUACUUUACCCUAAAAGACGAAAAAGAUGAAGAGGUGGAGUGCAAAACUUGCCACAAUAAAGUCAAGCGUGGUGGUAGAGCUGUAAGGCAUUUUAAUACAACCAAUCUUAUUAAGCAUUUGGCGAAAUACCACCAUAAACAGCAUGAGGAGUUUUUAAAGAAAACAGAAGAAAAGAAAAAGAAAGGUCCAACACAACUUACUCUUGCACAAACGUUUGCAAAGCGUGACAUACUGCCACUGAACAGUGCUAAAGCCCAGGGAAUAACACGAGUCAUUGCCGAGGAAAUCAUUCUGGAUGACGAGCCAUUAUCUCUCGUGAGUAAAGUGGGAUUUAGACGCACCAUCCAGCACCUGGAACCACGGUACAACAUGCCCAGCCGUCAUUAAAUCCUUGAAAAAACGAUCCCCCAGAUUCACAAAGAUGUUACAGAUUACAUUACCAAACAGAUAGAGAGUGCAAAUUAUUUGAGUUUCACAACUGAUAUAUGGAGCUGUGAUCACCGUCCUUUGUCUUUAUUAAGUUUAACUGCACAUUGGAUUGGGCCGGAUUUCACCCCAAAGAGAGCUGUUUUACAUGCGCGCGAGUUUAGAGGCUCACACACAGCGAAUGCCAUCACAGACGCAAUGGAACAUAUGCUACGUGCUUGGAAGAUUGACAAAAAGAAGGUCCAUGUAAUUCAAAGAGAUAACGCGGCCAAUAUGAAAAAGGCAAUGGAACAGCUUGGAGUGCCCAGCCUGGGAUGUUUUGCGCACACCUUACAACUCGUUGUCCAACACGGUCUAUUGGCACAGCGAGCUGUAAGCGAUGCCAUCGCCAACGGGAGAAGAAUUGUGACCCACUUCAAACACUCCCCCAAGGCCUACGCGGAACUCGAGGAUGUUGAAGAAGAGUUGAAUGUUGAACCGAAGCGUUUGCAACAGGACGUUAAAACCAGAUGGAGCAGUACGAAGAUGAUGAUCGACAGCCUUGUGCAUUGUAAGCGGGCGCUGCAGGCCUAUGUAUCGGAUAGCGACAGCAAUUUGCCAGUCACAUUAACAGGCAACCAAUGGUCGCUGCUAGAGAAAACGGCGACAGUUCUUAAACCCUUUCAAGAGCUGACAGCCCAGGUCAGUGCAGCCUCCGCCACAGCAGCUGAUGUUAUCCCAUUUGUCCGUGUCCUGACACGCUUUCUGGACAGUGAGAGCGAAGAACACCGAGGGAUUCAAACCAUGAAGGCCACAUUACUCGAUGCGGUUCACACACGUUUUGACCAUGUGGAAACGGAACCCCUCUAUGGCGUGGCAACAAUGCUAGAUCCACGCUACAAAGACAAGUUCCUCACUGCUACCAACCUGGAUCAGGCAAAGGAGGCACUAAAGGUAGAGGUGAUGAAAAUGGAACAAGAACUGAAGACCAUGCCCUCUGGGGAAGGUGUGGCUGAGGCUGAGACAGCAAGGCAAACACCAGAAAUGGAGGCUGGAAGCUCAACCAGCAGCCUGGGCAGCUACUUUGACGAGAUACUGGAGGAGAGCGGCACAGCAGGUCCGUCUGAGCAGCAGAUCACCCCAGGGGCACUGUUUCAGUUGGAGAGCUACCUCAGUGAGCCUCCACUUGGGCGUAAGCACAAUCCUUUUCAAUACUGGAGAGACAAUCAGGCUCGACUACCCACCCUGGCAGCAACAGCAGCCAAGUUUCUCAGUGCUCCUUGCACCAGCGUUGAGAGCGAGAGGCUUUUUAGCGCAGUCUCACUCAUCAUUGAUGAACACAGGAGCAGGCUGACACCUGAGCAUCUUGAAAUGCUCGUCUUUGUAGAAUCUCCCCAUCAUGCUCGGACUGCAGCCAGGGCAUACAGUUGAAGGGAGUGUGUAGAUUGAGAUGGAGCAGCAAAGUGUGGAGGAGAUUGGGGAGUAGAAGUCAUUUUUGUUUUUAAAUAGUUCACAAUAUUAUUUGCACUGAUUGUUUUUAAAGCCUUGGUUUACACUUGUUCAAGAGCAGAGUACUGAUGCUGAGUUACUAGACUAUUUUCUACUCAGGUUGUUUGUGUGAUUUGCUUUCUUAAUACAGUUUACAGUAUUAUUUGUAAUGUAAAUGGAGACUGCUAAUGAGCCUCUUUUAUGUCCCUUUUCUCUCUCUGUCUCCACACUAAUUCACUGAUUUGGCUAAUUGGUGCCCACACUCUUUCAGACCCAAACCUGUCAUUACAGUGUCACUACAUCACACAUUUUAUGUACAGGGACAGCAAAUGUGUGUGUCUGUGCUCUGUCCCUUUGGUGUAUGCUUGUAUUUGUAUGUGCUGUCCCUUUUGUGAGUUCAGCCUGUGUACCUCUCUGAGAUCAUUUAUCUCGUCACAUAAGUACAGGCACCCAACGUACAUGUCUUUCACUGUAUUUGUGAACGUGCAUUUGCACUUUACACUGGAAGUGCACGUCUGUGUGACUGUUUGUGUUUGAGUUUGUGUUUGAGUGUUGCAGGGUGCGGGUGUUUGUAUACUGUACUCUAAGAGUGUGAGUGAACUGUGUACAGUUUACAGUAUUAUUUGCACUUUUUACUGUUAAUUGAUGCCAUUUCUGUUUGUUAUUUAUAAUUUUGUCAAUUUUGUGUUUAUCCCUGAAUAAACAGGAAAACUCUUUUCAA
Eleginops maclovinus (Patagonian blennie) is the source of this 2884-nucleotide messenger RNA. Its product is annotated as zinc finger BED domain-containing protein 4-like. The coding region runs from base 895 to 2106 and encodes 403 amino acids. The transcript is spliced from 2 exons. Gene Ontology annotation, molecular function: protein dimerization activity. NCBI's taxonomy places the organism in Eukaryota, Metazoa, Chordata, Actinopteri, Perciformes, Eleginopidae. The record is from RefSeq and is a predicted model, not a curated record.